GUUCACGAGCUAUUUCAAAAUAAUUCAAACGUUUCGCGACUGUUCACCAGCACGGACGUCCAGUAAAGCUCCCAGAAGACUACUUGUUCAAACACUUGGUAGUUCCCCCGAAGACUGUGCCGUUCUCAGAGCUGUUUGUACUAAGGUUCUUGAUUCACAACAGCACACCGUGUGACAGUGGUUCGGUGUUUCUUGGUACGGAAGUGAUUUGUCGAACGAUCAAGCGUAAUUUCCUGUUGCGAAAAGAUCCGGGUACCGAUUCGAGAAGAAAAAGUGUUGCUCGAGGAAACGAGCAGUGCCGGAUAUUGUGACAAGAACAUAUUGUGCGACCAAAAACUAGCCACUAUGAUGGAGAAGGACGCGGAAUCGAUGGCGGUGAACCUGAAGCAGGAUUACGCCGCCAGUGAAGUGUACAGCACUACGAGCGAGGCUCCACCCGCAUACAAAAUCCGCCAGGCCAACUCGGUGAAGAUCGCCAAGAUUGUGUCGGUGACGGUGAUUCUGGCAUCGUUCAUUCUGGGUUCGUUCUUGCUCGCCUCAACCUACCUGCAGGCGAAGCAAUCCUGCGACCAGAUGCAAACCCUAGACGCUGUCCUCAACAAGGAGCUGAUGCUGGAGGCAAUGCAACAGGAACUCCCAAAACCACAAGCCUUGAUGCAAGAACACCUGUCGGCGGAUGAAGCCUCCCUCCAGACCAUCGACCGGGAAGAGAAGCACGACGAAAGCAAGCAACCGGAAAAGGAGAAAAAAGAAUCCGCCGAGAACACCGAUUCUGAGAAUGAAGCAGAAUCAACCAACGAUAGCGAGACAGACGAGAGCGCUGACAUGAAUGGCAACGGGGUACAAAUCAAGCUCCCGUUGGAUCUCAACUUGAGCGAGUUGGCGCAUGCGAUGCUUAAAGAGAACCAGAAGUCCAAGAUGAAUUGCGUUGUUGAACGUCGUCGUUCGGAGGAACUAGUCGAUUCACCAGCCAAAACCAUGCGUCUUCCGUUCGGAAUGGAGAUCAACACCGAUCCCAAGCAGCAUAAGGUCACUGGAGAACGUAUCGCCAUCUUCUGCGAGACCGGAAAUGAACCAAAGAACGAAGACGCCGAACCAGUCCGCCAGAUGUUGAUCCCAAUUCCUCCAGUCCGCACUUUCGGCCCGAUCACUCACCUACCCCAGCAGAUGGCCCCACAGCAAAUCAUUCGUCAGAUGCCUCGUCAAAUUUUCCCAAUCCCAAUCAUGAACCACCAUCACACGCAACAGGUUCCGCCAGUUCCUGCCCAGAUGAUGCAAGCCCCACAUGCCGAAGCACCAAUUAUCCGUCACAACUUCCAGGCUCCACCACAGACACACAUUAUGAUCCAGCCACCACGUCCCCAACAGCCCCAGCCUCAGCCACAGCCACCACAGCCUACAUUCCCUCAGCAGAUGCAACCACCACGUGCCGAAGUGCGAAUUCAGUUCCAGCGUAUCCCAAUCCCGGAAAUGAUUCGACCCUUCCUGCCACCCCAGGUUAUGCGUAACGGACCAGAGCAGCAGGAGGUUCAUGUACGCGAAGUGCCCCUCGAGAUGGCUCUCCAGAAGGUUGGAUUGUCGGCUGAUGAACUGAAAGAUAUCCACGAAAUCGCCGCCCAGAAGUUUACCGAACAACUGAAGCAAUUGAUCGGCGAGAUGGCUGAUUCGGAGGAAAGUGACGAAGAAACCGAUUCGUAUCGUACCACCCCUGCACAGGAACCCGCUUCGCAGCACUCCGAGGAACGGGAACUCCAGGAGCAACAGCCACCGCGUCCACAGCAGGAACCCCAGGAACACCAAAUCCAGCAGCAAAUCCCCGCUGGACCACAGAUUCUGCCGAUGAGCCGUGCCCAGUAUGCCCGUUCGCUGGUAAACCCAAUCAACCUUCCCGGAAAGGUAGUCGAAUCCUCCGUUUCCGAUGAAGAAGCGGAACGUCCACACUACGUCCAGCCCCGGUCAGUCUAAGCGUGUAGAGACACACAAACCAAAACGCGCCCGUGGUCUCAAGCACAAGGCGCGUUUGUUCAUGUGAUUGUAAAUGUUGUGAAGCAAAAAAAAAAGAAACCACAAAAGAUCUGAUGAAAAAUUAAAAAAUUAUACAAGAAAGCGUCACACUUUCAAGCAAUUCGAUAAGUAUUAUACGGCGGCAAGCAGCAAACAAGAGGAAACAAUCAUAUUUCAUUCAGAAUAUUUCUGUCGAAGGCACCAUGUGUAAAUAAUAAACUCCCAAAAAAAAAAUCAAGGAACAUCACCACGUUUGGGAAAAUGGCCGGCGAUAGCAGCAGUAGCAUCAGCAUCAGCAGCGACGGAAGGUUUUCUCGCUGGUAUACAUUGAAGGGUUUCCUAAGUAGUAGUAGUAGUUUAAAGCAACAAGCAAAAUUGUUUAUAAAGUUUUUAAAGCUAAUUUAAAAUCAACGUACAAUUGGGUUAAUGUCAAUCCAGCUAAAUUUUAUGAUUUUGAGAAAAAAAAAUCAAAUAAAGAGGUUUUACUUAUUACAAUA
Molecule: messenger RNA, 2501 nt
Organism: Toxorhynchites rutilus septentrionalis
Lineage: Eukaryota; Metazoa; Arthropoda; Insecta; Diptera; Culicidae
Gene: Msr-110
Exons: 6
Coding region: 346-1965 (539 amino acids)
Source: RefSeq, a predicted model, not a curated record